AUACUCAUCUACGAAAGGUUGACGAAAUAAGAAAUUAUUUAAGUGACUUUUAUAACAAAAUUAAAAAUAUAUAUGAUAAUCCAGAAAAAUUUGAAGAAAAUCUUCAACAAAUUCUUUUAAUCGUUGAGCUAAUGCAAAGAAAUGAUCUUAAAGAAGAACUUUUGAAAAAAAUUUCUUUAUUAAAUUUCUUUAAACUUGUUAAACCGGGAUCUGUUGACAUUAAAGGAAAUACUAGUAGUUGGUAUGGUCAUAUAUCUAAGAUAAUUAAGGAGCUAGAGUUACUUACAUCUUCUCCUAAAGUUCAUAAUCAAGGACAUUUAUUAACACUCGAAGGCAUAAUCAUUGGUACUGAAGAUCUUAAUAUUGCUAUGAAUAAUCUAAAACUAUUCGAAAUAAAUGUAUUUAGCUUAAAUAGCUUGUUUAUUGAUAAGGAUAUAAUUGCACCAGGAAUUAAUUUGACGAUGGUGUCCCCUCAGUGGCGUGUUAUAGGUAAAAGGAUAAUUAAUUUAAAAGGUAAUCCUGGUCCCCCACACGCAUCAAGUAAAGCAAAUGAUGGAAUAAAUGAUGGAAUAUCUUAUAUCAACGAAAAAAUUAAUAUUGAUCAAAUUAAUGAUGAACAAAUUAAUAACGAAAAGAAGAUUAACGAUGAAAAAAUUGAUAGUCAAGCAGAUAACGAAAUAUCUCCCAUUGAAGGACAAAAAAUUAAUGGUGAAGAUGGCCUGCCUGGACUGCCUGGUUCUAACGGAGGAAAUUUUUAUGGUAAAGGGGUUACCUUUCUUAAUAUUUCUUCUUUAACUAUCAAUGUUAGUGGUGGCGAUGGUGGUCAAGGUCAAGACGGUGGUAACGGUGCUGAUGGAUUAAAUGGAACCGAUUGUGGAGAGGAUUAUGUAAAAAAUAAAAACGAUUCGGCACUUAUAUCAAGAGAAAAGGUAAAAUUAAAUUUAUCUUCAGAAGAUGAAGCUCUCGAUAAAUCAAAAAGAUGUACCGAAAAACUUAUUAAGCUUGUGUUUAUCGCUUUUUGUUAUAACUAA
Messenger RNA from Racocetra fulgida, 1031 nucleotides. The record is from the annotation of a GenBank genome assembly. NCBI's taxonomy places the organism in Eukaryota, Fungi, Glomeromycota, Glomeromycetes, Diversisporales, Gigasporaceae.